UGGAAUAAUGAGUUGUUACAACAUUAUAGUGUUAUUAUUAGUACACAUUCACUAGCAUUGUAUUGAUGAUAAUGGAAGAUCGAAGGCAUGGAGAAGGAGAAAUGGAGCACUGUUCUAAGAAACCAUUCUUCUCAUCUUUUUCCCCAUUUUUGUCUUUGUUGGUUUUACUUCCUUCUCUUGUUCUUGUUUUUUUAGUAUGUAAACUUGAUUUGGAGAUUCCUUGGAGGAUUGGCUUUGAUAAAGAUUUAUCAAGUUUACAAAACUCACAACUUAAUUCUUUUUCAAAUAUCAUCUCUUCUCCAAAGUUGGUUGAAUCAGUUGAUUUGGACCCCAAGGGACAGUCUUUUCUUCAUUCAAUUGAAGAAUCACAAAAAACAGUAGCUAAAGACAAAGAAGCCAAUGGAAAAAGUGCAACUCCAGGGAUCAGCAAAACUGAGAGAUAUAGUAAGUUGAAGAAACUAGAGGAGAAAUUGGGAAGAGCAAGAGCAGCCAUUAGAGAAGCUUCUCAAAUUCAUAAUCUUACAUCUAUACAUCAUGAUCCUGACUAUGUUCCUACUGGCCCAAUAUAUAGGAACCCAAAUGCUUUCCACAGGAGCUAUAUAGAAAUGGAAAAGCUUUUGAAGAUAUAUGUAUACAAAGAAGGAGAGCCUCCAAUGUUCCAUGGAGGUCCAUGUAAAAGCAUAUAUUCCACAGAAGGAAGGUUUAUUCAUGAAAUGGAAAAGGGAAAUUUGUAUACAACCAAUGACCCAGAUCAGGCUCUUCUUUAUUUCCUCCCAUUCAGUGUUGUCAAUUUGGUUCAAUAUCUCUAUGUACCAAACUCUCAUGAAGUUAAUGCCAUUGGAACUGCAAUCACUGACUACAUCAACGUCAUCUCUAACAAACAUCCUUUCUGGGAUCGCAGCCUUGGUGCUGAUCAUUUUAUGCUUUCUUGUCAUGAUUGGGGGCCACGUACGACUUCAUUCGUUCCGCUUUUGUUCAAUAACUCCAUCAGAGUAUUGUGUAAUGCGAAUGUUUCUGAAGGUUUCCGUCCUUCUAAAGACGCAUCAUUUCCUGAAAUCCAUCUUAGAACAGGAGAAAUCGAUGGGCUUCUUGGAGGUCUCUCGCCUUCUCGUCGAUCCGUUCUUGCAUUCUUUGCAGGUAGGCUUCAUGGUCAUAUAAGGUACCUACUCCUGCAGGAAUGGAAGGAAAAAGACGAGGACGUGCUUGUUUACGACGAGCUUCCAAGUGGAAUAUCAUACGAUUCGAUGUUGAAGAAGAGUAGGUUUUGUUUAUGCCCUAGUGGGUAUGAGGUAGCCAGUCCAAGGGUAGUGGAAGCCAUUUAUGCUGAAUGUGUUCCUGUGUUGAUAUCAGAAAGCUACGUUCCUCCUUUCAGUGAUGUUUUGAAUUGGAAUUCAUUUGCUGUGCAAAUACAAGUGAAGGAUAUACCAAACAUAAAAAAGAUACUAAAUGGGAUAUCUCAAACUCAAUACUUGAGAAUGCAAAGGAGAGUGAAGCAAGUACAAAGACAUUUUGUACUCAAUGGAACUCCCAAGAGAUUUGAUGCUUUUCAUAUGAUACUUCAUUCUAUCUGGCUCAGAAGGUUGAAUAUACACAUUCAAGAUUAAAGUCAUCUUCACAUAGUUUUGUAUAAUCCUUUUUGUUCUCAACAUAUACUUUUGUAGAUUUCAAAAAACAUAGAAAAUAUCAAAAAGAGGUAAAAAAAAAAAAGCAUUGUAUUGGGUAUUUUGCUAGGUAGAGUAAGGGCUGUCCACUAUUUCAUAUUUGAUUUUGAUUUGAAUUCA
This is a messenger RNA of Cucumis sativus (cucumber), 1781 nucleotides long. Its product is annotated as probable glycosyltransferase At5g03795. The transcript has 4 exons. The record is from RefSeq and is a predicted model, not a curated record. Lineage: Eukaryota; Viridiplantae; Streptophyta; Magnoliopsida; Cucurbitales; Cucurbitaceae. The coding region runs from base 66 to 1604 and encodes 512 amino acids. Gene Ontology annotation, molecular function: glycosyltransferase activity.